AUGCUUGCAGGACUCAUGCAUCUUAGCAAUCUCACAAAAAUCGCAUUAAGACAUUAUAUAGGUUUCGAUACAGGAAAUAAUUAUUCUAAAGGUGAUACGGAAACAGAAGACUCAGAAUCUGAUCACAACCCAGAGUCGGAAUCGGAGUCUGCAGAAAAUGAUGAAAUAUCUGAUAUUAUCAAUAUGUAUAGUUACUAG
This is a messenger RNA of Funneliformis mosseae, 198 nucleotides long. The record is from the annotation of a GenBank genome assembly. NCBI's taxonomy places the organism in Eukaryota, Fungi, Glomeromycota, Glomeromycetes, Glomerales, Glomeraceae.